AUUGCAAAAAAAAUGUCGCUAUCUAUUAAUCAUUAUUAUAUCACGUUAUCAGUACAAUCGGUACUAUCGACGGUACUGGCGAUGCAUCGGCAAUUCUCUUCAUAGCGCUUGUUAAAAAAACGAGAAAAAGAUAAUUGAUGCGUCAUCCUCGCAAGGCAGAUAUAACAAGAUAUAAUCACGCAUCUCAUGAUAACACGCAUCGCGAACUCAGCCAGCUCAACGCAAGAUGAAGAAACGAAUCGUAUUAUUCGGCGGCACUGGGAACACCGGUCUCUGUUCUCUCAGAACCGCCGUGGAAAAUGGUCUGGAGGUGAGAGCUUUUGUAAGAGACAAGGACAAGGUUCCUGAGGAUCUUAGAAAUAAAGUUGAACUAAUUGUUGGAGAUGUUAUUAAUGCAAAGGAAGUUGCAAAUGCGGUAGCUGAUAGAGAUGCUGUUGUGGUAACACUUGGCACCAGGACAGACUUAAGUCCUACUACUGUAAUGUCUCAAGGCAUGAAGAAUAUAAUAGAAGCCAUGAAAGCACAUAAUGUUAAAUUGGUGUCUGUAUGCCUAUCAGCAUUUUUAUUCCUUAAACUUGAAGCAGUGCCUGCUAUAUUUAGAGGUGUAACUGAAGAUCAUCAGCGCAUGUUCGACCUGAUCAAAUCGAGCGGUUUAAAAUGGGUGGCGAUAUUGCCACCGCACAUUGCAGAGACACCAAAAUCCAAGUACACUGUCACAUUCGAUUCUUCACCUGGACGAGUAAUCUCCAAAUAUGACCUGGGUGCGUUUCUUGUCGAAUGUCUUGAGAAUCCUGAUUAUUAUCAAAAGAUUUGUGGCAUUGCGACCGUGUCAUAAUGCGAGAAAUGGUAGGGAAAAAUAAUAAGAUGCAUGUAUUUUUUUCUAGUGAAAAAAUAAAUAUAUAUAUUUAUGUA
Molecule: messenger RNA, 912 nt
Organism: Trachymyrmex cornetzi
Lineage: Eukaryota; Metazoa; Arthropoda; Insecta; Hymenoptera; Formicidae
Product: flavin reductase (NADPH)
Exons: 5
Coding region: 227-835 (202 amino acids)
Molecular function (GO): biliverdin reductase [NAD(P)H] activity; riboflavin reductase (NADPH) activity
Source: RefSeq, a predicted model, not a curated record